UGGCUCCCAGUGUCGUGAUCGCGAGUUGUGAACGUUAUAUUUAAUAAAGUCCUUUCGCGGUUCUAAGACAUUUGUUCACUUACGACAGGAAAAAAAAACGACUGUAAGUGAAGAUCAUUCCGACUACUCGAAAGAUACAAGAAGACAUAUAUAACAGAGUUACAUUUAUCUUCUACACGUUAAUUCAGAACAGAAAUGGACAAUUCUGGAGUAUGGGUUGGUGCCUGGAGGCCUCACAGGCCUAAAGGUCCGAUUGCUGCAAUGUACAAGAGUCCUGGUCCCAAGUAUGCCCUCCCAGCAUGUAUAGGUUCAAAUGACCAUGACCCACGGAAAUGGAAAGCUCCUGCAUACAGUUUUGGAGUACGACAUCAGGAACCCAUCGAGACCUGCUCCCCCGGACCUUGCUACCUCAUACCCUCCAAUAUCACAAAGACUGGACGUAAUGGCUCCCCUGCAUUUUCAAUAUAUGGCCGAGCCAAAGACCCUGAGGCCUUUAAGACCCCAGGACCAGGGACUUAUGAACCAGAGAAAGCAGCUCUGAAAACGCUUCCUUCUGCCCCUGCAUUCACAAUGUCUCCUAGGACAAAAAUUAUCCGCAGUGACCAAACACCAGGGCCUGCUGCAUAUUCACUUCCCCCAGUGGUGGGUCCAAAUGCAGUAAAUGUAAAAUCUGGUCCGAGCUUCUCCUUUGGUGACCGCACCAAAGUAGGCAGCUUCCUUGAAGACUUGCAAAAGACUCCAGGUCCUGGAACUUACAAAGUUGUGGACACAAACAUUUACAAAUUAAAAUCCCCGCAGUUCAGCAUGUCUGGCCGCAACGAAUUACCUGGUGAUAGAAGCCAGAAUCCAGGGCCCGGAGCUCACUAUCCUGAGCAGGUGACCUUCACAAGACCUAAAGCUCCCAGUUUCACCUUUGGUGUUCGCCACUCUGAGCACCUGGCCCCACUGAUUUUGGAAGUUGUUGAUGAUUAAGCGCCACGUCAGACCUUAAGUCUUAAUCAAGACUGCAGAAGGAA
Molecule: messenger RNA, 1016 nt
Organism: Silurus meridionalis
Lineage: Eukaryota; Metazoa; Chordata; Actinopteri; Siluriformes; Siluridae
Product: outer dense fiber protein 3-B-like
Exons: 8
Coding region: 196-972 (258 amino acids)
Cellular component (GO): cytoskeleton
Source: RefSeq, a predicted model, not a curated record